This is a messenger RNA of Phaeoacremonium minimum UCRPA7, 1131 nucleotides long. RefSeq names its product putative glycoside hydrolase subgroup catalytic core protein. The coding region runs from base 1 to 1131 and encodes 376 amino acids. NCBI's taxonomy places the organism in Eukaryota, Fungi, Ascomycota, Sordariomycetes, Togniniales, Togniniaceae. The transcript has 2 exons. The record is from RefSeq and is a predicted model, not a curated record.
AUGCCUUGGGAGUCGAUAUUCCCCUACACAUACUACGUACAAUGGAGCCUGUACUGGGAUAACAAUGUCACUACACUGGACGAGUUCGCCGCCAUGGGCUACAACCUGAUCCACAUCGUGCCUACCGGCAGCCUGGGCGAUAGCUCAUUCCCCUGGGACCAGUUCCAGCCGUAUCUAGACCGUGCCCGUGAGCUAGGCAUCUUCUUCCAGUACGACGUGAUCUGGAGCCCCUCAAACAACACCGCAAUGAUUGAGCAAGUCACGCGGCUGCGCAGCCAUCCAUCCAUCCUCUUAUGGUAUCAGAGUGAUGAGCCAGACGGCAAGAGCAACCCUAUUAAUUCAACCGGUCUUGCACGCGAGAAGAUAUGGGAGCUCGACCCUUACCAUCCAUCUUCCUUAGCUCUGAACUGCUAUGACUUCUAUUAUUCCGACUAUGCUAAGGGCGGUGAGGUCAUUUUGAGCGAUGUCUACCCCAUCAGUACCAACACUAGCUGGUCGACGGUGUAUGGGACCCCGUGCAACGCGACGUAUGGCUGCUGUGGCUGCGACGACUGCAAUGGCGUAUUCGAGGACAUUUCGGAUCGCAUUGAAGAGUUCAACCGUCGAGACGAUAUCCUCGGCUGGGAGAAGACACACUGGUCGGCACCCCAGGCUUUCGGUAACGAGACAUUUUGGACGCGGUACCCGACUGCCGCGGAGGAGGUGGUAAUGGCUUUACUAGCCGUCAACCACGGCGCUAAGGGCCUGGUGGCGUGGGAUUUUCCAACAACGGCUGAGCUCUCUGUAGUCACGCAGAAGUUGGCAGGUAUUAUGACGAGCGCUAUGAUCGCCAAGUUUCUCCUUCAGACGCCGUUGAUGAAGUUGACUGUGGCGGGUGGCAGGAGGGUAGACGCCACGAUCUGGGUUGACAAGCACAAAAAACAGGCACUCCUCAGCGUUAUCAAUCUUAAUUAUAGUGAUAUGAAGGGAGUAGUCGAAGUUUCCUUGCCAAAUGGACUGAAAAUUAAGUCGGUGUCUCAGACCCUUUGGGGAGAUGUCGUAUGGGAGAUCGAUAGCCCGAAGAUGGUAUCUACAUCGCGUGGUCUUCUGGGGCUACAGGUGUCCCUAGUAGUACUGCGCCUAUUUGAUUAG